AUGGCGCCUACUUACGACGAUUCACCUCAACUUGCCGAGGGCCACGAUCUGCCCGAGGCCUAUGUCAGCCACCCACCUCCAGAACAAGUCUGGUCUCCGCAGCCGUCUAUUGCGCCGACUUAUGUCUCCCAGCCUCCUGGGACUUAUGGAAACAAUGAGGGUUAUCAACACACCGGCGCAUACAGCACCACUGGAACGUACUCGGAUGCCGGAAAGGGCGCGGCGGCGGGUGCUGUAGGAGGCGUAAUGGGAGCAGCAGCAACCCAUACUGGAGCUGAGGGAGCAUACUCUACCUCUCCCGAAUCGAUCCACCCGGAAAAGAAGACGGCCACUACUGUUGGUGGAAUCUCCCUGGUUCUCAUCCUCUCCAUCAUCAUCGGUAUUCUGGCGGCCGCGGUAAUCGGACUGGCAGCUGGUACUGGCGUUGCCACCAAGAACUACAACGAUGCGAACUCCAAACUGGCAGCCCUCAGCUCCUCUCUGGCUGACGCCCAGUCUACAUCUCCGCCCGACGCAGCCUGUGCCACUGGUACAGGCACCGCAGCUGCUCCUUCUAGUACUGCUGCGAUCUUCAACUCCCUUGAUAACGGAUGCACCAAUGACCCGAAAGGUGUUACCGGAACCGUGUACACCUCUGCUUUCUUUGGCAAGCCUCAUUUCACCAUGCACUGCAACCAGGAUACGAACAACCCUGCCAUUUACUCUGUUUUCGCCAAGGACUUCAACGGCUGCAUGGAUGCCUGCGGCGCGUGGAACUCGUACAACACCACUACCAAGGGUACCUGUGUGGCCGUCUCUUUCAUUCCCUCGUGGAGUUUCGCAAAGAAUGCUCAAGAGGGCGGCGCUCCCGGAGACUGUUAUCUCAAGUCCGGCACACUAUCCAACGCCCUCCUGAAGAACCCCAACAUUGGAACGGAGUGCCACGCCGCUCUCCUCCUCAAGUCGUCGUAA
Trichoderma aggressivum f. europaeum is the source of this 951-nucleotide messenger RNA. RefSeq lists its product as uncharacterized. Bases 1 to 951 code for a protein of 316 amino acids. Lineage: Eukaryota; Fungi; Ascomycota; Sordariomycetes; Hypocreales; Hypocreaceae. The transcript has 3 exons. The record is from RefSeq and is a predicted model, not a curated record.